AUGCCUCCUGCUCUCAGCGAUCACGAGUCCUCGGACAGCGAAGAAGUCCCCGCGCAAGCGACCACAAAGGGAAAAGGAAGACAACCAGUACAAGUCGAUCCUGUAGAAGAUGAGGAGGAUGACAGUGAGGUGGGAGAAGACGAAUAUGUCGUUGAAGCCAUCUUCAACCACAGAUUCCAAAGAGGCGUUCUCCAAUUCGACGUCAAAUGGGAAGGCUACGACGACCCCAAAGACCGGACAUGGGAGUCAGAGGAAAACAUGGAGGGAGCCAUCGACGUACUGAACGAGUACUUCAAGAGUAUCGGAGGCCGUCCAGAGCCCAAGGGCCAAAAGCGCAAGGGCCGACCGUCGCUUGCGGGAAGGAAAUCAGCGUCGGAGACUCUUGCGUCUAGCACCAAGCGCGCGAAGGCAGACAAGGAGGAGAAGAAAGUGGCACAAUGGAGUCCACCACCAGGCUCGUGGGAACACGACGUCCACGAGAUCGACACAGUGGAGCAGACGAAGAACCCCAAGACAGGCGAACUCGAAAAGUUCGCAUACCUCGUGUGGAACAAUAAUCAAAAGACACAACAUCCUCUCAAACACGUCUACCAAAAGUGUCCGCAAAAGAUGCUGGCAUACUAUGAGAGUCACCUAGUCUUUUCCGAAACCAGCGACCAGCCUCUAAAAUGCGAAAAUGGUGAUGACAAUAACGACGCCGUAAUGACAGGCCACUAA
Alternaria arborescens is the source of this 717-nucleotide messenger RNA. RefSeq lists its product as hypothetical. Gene Ontology annotation, biological process: chromatin organization; negative regulation of transcription by RNA polymerase II. Gene Ontology annotation, cellular component: nucleus; pericentric heterochromatin. Gene Ontology annotation, molecular function: chromatin binding. Bases 1 to 717 code for a protein of 238 amino acids. The record is from RefSeq and is a predicted model, not a curated record. NCBI's taxonomy places the organism in Eukaryota, Fungi, Ascomycota, Dothideomycetes, Pleosporales, Pleosporaceae. The transcript is spliced from 5 exons.